Salvelinus namaycush (lake trout) is the source of this 2962-nucleotide messenger RNA. Its product is annotated as caprin-1-like. Gene Ontology annotation, molecular function: RNA binding. Gene Ontology annotation, cellular component: cytoplasm. The transcript is spliced from 17 exons. Bases 147 to 2333 code for a protein of 728 amino acids. Lineage: Eukaryota; Metazoa; Chordata; Actinopteri; Salmoniformes; Salmonidae. The record is from RefSeq and is a predicted model, not a curated record.
CCGUCUCAGUUGUCGGUGAGGCCGGCUGGGCGGAUCCUCAGUAUUGAAAGAGAAAAUAAAGUAACACAAUAAAAAAAAGGAAAUUACCUUGGCUAUUGCAUUUCUCUCGUGAAUAAGUUCCCCCCGUGGAUACAUAGAGCAUAAAGAUGCCCUCAGCAAUGAAUGGUAACAGGACAGUGCAGUCGGCCAGCCCAGAUGUGGGAUCUGCUCCUGGACAGAUCACCCUGGGCGGAGGGCAGUCCUCUGGGGCCCAGACCGAGGCAAUGAAGCAAGUCCUGGGCGUCGUCGACAAGAAAGUCCGGAACAUGGAGAAGAAAAAGGGCAAGCUGGACGAUUAUCAAUCUAAGAAGAAUAAAGGGGAACGUCUCAACCAGGACCAACUGGAUGCCCUGACCAAGUAUCAGGAAGUGACUAAUAACCUGGAGUUUGCCAGGGAGUUACAGAAGAGCUUCCUGUCACUGGGACAAGAUAUCCAGAAGGCGGUGAAGAAGGCAGCGAGACGGGAACAGCUCCAGAGAGAAGAGUCUGAGCAGAAGAGGCUGAAAACUGUCCUGGAGCUCCAGUUUCUCCUGGACAGACUUGGAGAGGACAGUGUGAGGCAGGAGCUGAGACAGGGAGCUACCAGUGUAGACACACCCUCACUCCUCACCGACACGGAGCUCGCUGCCCUGGACGAGCUCUAUAAACUAGUGAGACCAGAACCAGACCAAAACACCAGGUUUACUGACCAGUACGAGGAGGCUUCUCAACACCUCAUGGAUCUGUUGGAGGCGAAGGACAAAGCUGUGGCAGGAACUACGUACAAAGCUCUGAAGGACAGCCUGGACCGAGUGCUGCUAAGCGGGUGCUUUGACCAAGCCCAGUCUCACCAGAAUGGAGUGUGUGAGGAGACCGAGGAGAAGGCGGUCGCUCUAGUGGAGGAGACCGAGGAGCAGGCCGUCGACCCAGAGGGCGAAAUAGUUGAAGAGUACAUAGAGCCCAUUGAGGUGGAAGCUACAGAGUUCGUUAACAGACAAUUCAUUCUAGACACCACAUACAGCGACAAGGAGCAAGGAGAUGAGUGGACCACUGAAACAGAGGCGGUGAGUACCAUCCUGCAACAGCCUGUACAGUCGGCCCCUCCCCCUAUCACCACAGAGGCCCAACCCCUGAACGGGGCCACGCCCCCAGACACACCCCCUGCAGACCCGGUGGUCAGGAAGCAGGAGGUCCAGAACCUCUUGUCACAGAUGCAGGGGCCUUACAACUUCAUGCAGGACUCAAUGCUGGAGUUUGAUGGGCAGCCCAUCGACCCAGCCAUCGUAUCGGCCCAGCCCAUCGACCCAGCCAUCGUAUCGGCCCAGCCCAUGAAGCCUCCAACACAGAACAUAGACCUGCCUCAGAUGGACUGUCCACCAGUCCACCCAGAUUCCUGCCUCUCACCACACACUGUUCCUGUACAGCCUGAGCCCACACAAGUCCCCGUGGUGCCCGCCACGCCUGAGGUCUACUCCACGCCGCCUCCCAUGUACCACUCAUCACACACGGUAGAAUCCCGACCACAGACGGACUCCAUCGACACCAUCCAGGUGUCCCUGUCGUCAGAGCAGCCCCCUGCCUCCUCUCAGACCCAGCAGGUCUUCCAGCCUGUCAACGGCCCCAAACCCCCACACAGCUCUGGCAUCAAUGUCAACGCAGCACCAUUCCAGUCCAUGCAGACAGUAUUCAACCUCAACGCCCCUGUCCCGCCAGCCAAUGAGACGGAAGCCUUGACCCAGGCCAGCCAAUACCAGAACAGCUACAGCCAACAGGGCUUCAGCAGCCAAUCACAGCAGCUCCCUGUGGAGCAGACGGAGAUGCAGACGGAGCAGCUGCAGUCUGUGGUUGGUGCCUUCCACUCCCAGGACUUGUCCCUGCCCAGCCAGGACUUGUCCCUGACCAGCCAGGACUUGUCCCUGCCCAGCCAGGACUUGUCCCUGCCCAGCCAGGACUUGUCCCUGCCCAGCCAGGACUUGUCCCAGGGGCAGCAGCUCAGCCAGCAGGGUCCAGGGUUUGGCCCUGGGGCCAGUCGCCAGGCCCAGUCCUUCUACAACAGCAGAGGCAUGACCCGCGGAGGACCACGUAAUGCCCGUGGCCUGGCCAACGGAUACAGAGGUUAUGACAGUUACCGGCCUCCCUUCACCAACACUCCUAACUCUGGAUACCAACAGGCCCAGUUCAACACACCUCGGGACUACUCCAACGGUGGCAACUACCAACGGGGGGAAGGAUAUAAUCAGAACUACAAACGUGGAGCGGGUCAGGGACCCAGAGGUGUGUCUCGAGGAGGCAAUGCCCAGGCCAUGAAGUCCUGAUCGGGCCUGUUUGACUGACUCUGACUGCUGGUUCCAAUUCACUCCUUGUCCUUGGCCCUGGCCCUAACAUUUCAAUGUUUUCAGAUCUAAGGGACCACACACACACACACACCGUACUGAAUGUUGAUCUGCUGUUUGUUAAGCGACCACCUGAUCGCUGGUGGACGUGACAUUUUGGUGCGAUUCUACGUGUAAAAUCUGUUUGCAGUCGGCACUCUGUUCAGAGGUGUUAAGACCUCUAGAAAAAGCUACUGGUCUGUCUGAGCCUUAAAACGUCUGGAGACGUAAAACAGGUGUAGUGGUAGACUGAGGUCUCUCUUUUUUUGUCCUGAGUGGGACAAGGAUGCAACAAUCGCAUGUGGAGUUUCCACCAUGUUGCGUCUUACAGAUCUGUAAAAACAAUGUAAGGGUCCAAGGUGGUGGGGGGGGGGGGGUGUAAGGAGCGAAUUGGGACAGGUUUUGACUGAGCGACAACAUGCCAUGCCACACUUAUUCAAGAUAUCCAGAAUGCAGUUUGCCCCCACCUCACUUUUUAUUUGACCAUGUGGUGUUACUCAUCAGUUUUUUUUUCUGGCUUUUGGAUCAAAGUCAUGCCUGCUUUGACAUUUAAUAAUAAAAAAUUAAAAAGA